GGGGAAGGGGUGGGGAUGUCAGAAGCGAGAUGGAGACACAUGCGUCGCGAGCUCGACGGUUUUGUAAUGCGAUGCUACUACGAGAUGGUAUCCACUUGUUCGAUAAUGUUGUUUUGUCGAUUAUCUCGAUAUCUCGCGUUAUAUAGUCGUUUAAUCGACGCGGAGAUAGGUCAGAACGCGACGAGGCAUCUAUCGGUCACACCGCCUCGCGAUAUUUUCUUUUUCGCGCCGGGUUCCAUCGCCGCCAUGACGGAGGCCAAGGAGAAAACGUGCAAGAGGAAGAGGGUUUCUCUCGGAGUCGGCGGUGCCUUGGUGGAGCUGGAGCAGGAUCCCGAACGUGGUAGCUGGGCCAAUCCCAUCGAGUUUGUUCUAUCCUGCAUCGGGUAUGCCGUUGGCAUUGGCAAUGUUUGGCGUUUCCCUUACCUUGUAUAUCGUAAUGGCGGUGGUGCUUUUAUAAUUCCGUUCGUUUUAAUGCUGAUAACCAUGGGAUUACCGAUAUUUUUUUUGGAACUGGCUGUUGGACAGUAUUCCGGACUCGGCCCUAACGAGGCGUUCAAACGUAUGGCGCCGGCACUCGAGGGCCUCGGUUAUUGCACCCUGGUCGUCAUUUUGCUCGUAAUGGUCUACUACAUGGUGAUCGUUGCCUGGACACUCUUCUACACGUUCCUCUCGUUCCUGCCGAAGCUCAGUUGGGCCUACUGCGACAACGAUUUCAACACGAACCAUUGUUACAGCGGGCUUCAAGAGAUUCAAUGUCAAACGGACGAUCCGGAAACGAUAUUUUACAACAAGAGUUGUAUAUCGGCCAGCCACGUAUGCCGGAGCUUCGAUUUCGAGGAUGGGAACAUCACGCAUUGUUUCAAAGCUGGCAAAGUGGAACUCCUUCGAAACCUUUACACACGGAUCCUUUCGUCGGAGGAAUAUUUCAACGACUAUGUGCUUGGUAUACGAGGAGCUACGUGGGAACACUUCGGAGGCGUGAGAUGGGAAUUGUUAGGAUGUCUGACCCUCGCUUGGAUAAUCUGCUUCUUGUGUUUGAUGCGUGGCGUCCAAUCCAUUGGAAAAAUCGUUUACUUCACCGCUCUUUUCCCCUACGCCAUGCUUAUAGCGUUGUUGAUACGAGGUGUUACGUUGGAAGGUGCCCUCGAUGGCUCUCUUUGGUUCAUCAUGCCAAAAUGGUCCACCUUGCAAUCAACCGGUGUCUGGGCGGAUGCUGCUUCCCAAGUUUUCUAUUCCCUCGGUAUCGGUUGCGGUUCCCUGAUCACCCUCUCGAGCUACAGUAACUUCAACAAUAAUUGUCACAGAGACGCGAUAUUCGUAACUUUCACGAACUUAGCCACGUCGGUUUUCGCCGGCCUCGUCAUCUUCUCGAUCAUGGGAUUCCUCGCCCGUCAAAUGGGGGUUUCGGUCGAGGAUGUGAUACAGAGCGGAGCGGGGCUUGCAUUCAUCGCGUAUCCGGAAGCGGUGGUGCGGAUGCCGUUGCCCAACGUGUGGGCCGUCCUGUUCUUCGUCAUGCUGUUCAUCCUGGGUAUCGGGAGCCAAUUCGCAGGCGUGCAGGCGAUAAACACCGCCAUAUUGGACCUGAGGCCGGAUUUACGAAAGCGGGAGAGCCUGGUUGUGUUGGGUAUAUGCGUCACUUGCUGGUUCCUUGCCAUACCGAUGGUGUUCGACGGCGGUAUUUACCUGUUCACGCUGAUGGACUGGAACACAGCUUCUUGGGCGAUACUAUUGAUCGGGAUUGCCGAGGUCGGCGUUGUAGGCUGGUGUUACGGGUGCAACAAAUUCCUGCGUAACAUAGCCGAGAUGCAAAUGCGGUUCAACCUUUCGCUCCGCAGAUAUUGGUGGCUCAGCUGGGUCGUGCUCGCGCCUAUCACUUGUCUGGUGGUGUUCGUGCAUCAAAUAUAUACGUACGAGAUGCCUCGUUAUGGCAAGUACAUAUUCCCUAACUGGGCGAAUGCGAUCGGAAUACUGAUCGGCCUGUCGACCCUCGCCCCGAUGCCGUUAUUUUUCAUCCGCCGCGUUUGGAAAGGGCCGAGGGACCGAAGCAUGUUUCGACCGAAGAAGACGUGGGGGCCCGCCGUGGAAAAAAGUAAGGACACCGUGUCCACGGCCGUGUCCGUCAAGGUAUCCGAACCGCGUGGGAACGAGACCCAGGAGAAUUCCGCAGUUUAAACCGACGAUCUUUUUUGAUCGAUCCUUCUCUCCACGUCGAUUCUAGUCACGUCGAUUCGGAUGUUAAUCGUUUGAGAAAAAGGAACGCUCUCUUCU
Molecule: messenger RNA, 2268 nt
Organism: Apis dorsata (giant honeybee)
Lineage: Eukaryota; Metazoa; Arthropoda; Insecta; Hymenoptera; Apidae
Product: sodium- and chloride-dependent glycine transporter 1-like
Exons: 10
Coding region: 16-2172 (718 amino acids)
Biological process (GO): sodium ion transmembrane transport
Cellular component (GO): membrane
Molecular function (GO): glycine transmembrane transporter activity
Source: RefSeq, a predicted model, not a curated record